AUGGCUGUCAACGACAAGAACGUCACGUUCAUUGUGGACACAGGCUGUCCGGUAACCAUGAUUCCAGAAGCGCAGGCUGAAGGCCUCAACUUGAAGAAUACCAGAUGUAAGCUCACAUCGUACACAGGACAUGAAAUACCUGUCAGAGGAAUGACAGAAGUGGAUGUGCAGUACGAAGGUCAAAUGAAGAAGAAGAUGCCAGUAUAUGUAGUGGGAGGAAAUGGUCUAUGCCUCCUUGGAAGGAACUGGCUGCAUGAAAUCAAGCUGAACUGGUCAAGUCUGGUUGGUCAAGUGAAAGAAAAACCUGAACCACAAAAGAAGAUGAAGAAGCUGAGUGAAGUGCUGAAGGAACAUGAAGAACUCUUCAGUGAUGAACUGGGAACAAUGAGUGGUCAGGAAGCUGAUCUGGAACUGAAGAAAGACGCAGAGCCCGUCUUCAAACCAGCAAGGUCAGUACCUUACAGUCUGACUGAUGCAGUGGAAAAGGAGUUGGAAAGAUGGAAGACGCUGGGAGUAAUCGAAGAUCUCCGAGAUGAUGAACCAACGCCGAAGUGGGCAACACCACUGGUUGUGGUGCCCAAACCAGAUGGAAGCGUACGCCUCUGUGGCGACUUCAAAGUGACGCUGAACCAGUACCUGAACGUACCGGUGCAUCCUCUGCCGAAGACCGAAGACUUGCUGGCAACCAUCGGACCUGCGAAGUUCGUAUCUGUGGUGGAUCUGUCGCAAGCCUAUCUGCAAAUGAAGUUGUCAAAAGAAAGUCAGGAACUGUGCUACCUGAACACGCCGUUCGGACUGAAACGGAUGCUGAGGCUCCCCUAUGGAGUCGCGUCAGCUCCAAUGCUCUUUCAGAGAGCGAUGGACCGAAUCUUGAAGAAAGUACCAGGUGUCAAAUGUUUGCUGGACGACAUCCUCAUCACAGGAAAAACUGAAGAAGAAGCCUUGAAGCGGCUGGAUGAAGUGCUCCAGAUCCUGAAAACAAACGGUCUGCGCCUCAAGAAGGAAAAGUGUCAGUUCAUGGCGAAGGAAGUUCGCUAUCUGGGAGUGCGAUUGGGUGCAAACGGAAUCCGACCUGAUCCCGAGCGAGUGAAGCCGGUGCUGGAGGCAAACGCGCCAACAAAUCAAAGAGAACUACGUGAGUUCUUGGGAGCUGUAACGUUUUACAGCAAGUUCCUGGAAAAUCUGUCGAAGAUGGCGAAACCACUAAAUGAACUCCUGAAGAAGGACAAAGAAUGGAAGUGGUCGAAGGAUUGUGAAGAAAGUUUUACGAGAAUCAAAGCCCGCCUGGCAUCUGCUGAAGUGCUCCGACACUUUGACGUGAAGGAACAGGUGACUGUCAUCACCGAUGCCAGUCCACAUGGUCUGGGGGCAGUCCUGGUGCAGGGUGCUCCCGAAAGACCUGUGCUGUACGUGUCAAGAUCACUCAGUGAACAUGAAAAGAAGUACUCACAAAUCGAAAAAGAAGGACUCUGCAUCGUUUGGGCAUUCGAAAGGCUGAAGCAGUUUCUGUACGGACGUCACUUCAAACUCGUGACCGAUAACAAGCCACUGGCUCAGGUGAUCGGUCCCAAAACGCCACUGCCAACGUUAGCAGCAAGCCGAAUUCAGAGAUGGACAAUGAAAAUGGCAGAGUACGACUUCACCGUGGAAGUCAGGAGGUCUGAACAGAUACCGGUAGCAGACUGGCUAUCGCGUCUACCAAAAGGAACCUCCGUGGUGAAUUCAAGUGCGCCAGAAGAUGAAUGCACCGUGUGCCUGAUUGGCCAGUUGAGUUCUCUCAACCCAGUCACUGCUGCAGCGAUCCAGCGUGAGACGACAAGAGACCCGCUGCUCGCAAAAGUGGUCAACUUCGUAAACAAAGGAUGGCCAGACAAAGUCGGAGAAGCUCUACAUGCGUUCAAGGUCAGACAAACAGAGCUGACGGUGGAGCAAGGAUGCCUAAUGUGGGGCUGUCGAGUGGUAGUUCCACCGAAUCUGAGGGAAAGAGUUCUUGAAGAACUACAUGAAGGUCAUCAAGGAAUGGUCAGGAUGAAGCAGCUGGCCAGGAUGCACGUCUGGUGGCCAAACAUGGACAAAGAAGUUGAAGCAGAAGUGCGAAGAUGCCAAGGAUGCUGGCAAAAGAGAGCUGAACCACCAUGUACGGACCUGCAUCCAUGGGAGUUUGCAAAGGGUCCGUGGCAGCGAAUCCAUCUGGAUUUCGCUGGCCCAGUUGAUGGGAAGCUGUACGUUGUCCUCAUCGACAGUUUCUCGAAGUGGAUGGAAAUCGCUCCAAUGAAGCACAUCACAUCAGAAAAGACUAUCGAGUAUCUCCUGAAUGUGUUUGCACGGUUUGGCCUACCUCACCAAAUCGUCACAGACAAUGGACCGCAACUCGUCAGCAAGGAAUUCGAAGGAUUCUUGAAGCGGAAUGGAAUUCGGCAUGUCCGAACCGCACCGUUCAAACCCACAACGAACGGAGCAGCAGAGCGAGCUGUUGGCUGUCUCAAGGGCUACCUGAAGGCCACAAGUGGAAAGAAGAUGAACCUGCCAAACUUCCUGAUGGCGUAUCGAAACACUCCACAGGCUACUACAGGAAGAACGCCCUCCGAACUGAUGUUGGGACGACAGCUACGUACGAGGCUAGAUCUUCUGAAGCCUGAUCUGACCUCUCAAAUCCAGAACAAGCAGCAAACGCAAGUCGAGCGACGUCAUGGUCAACCUCGACAGGUUGCCAUCGGUGACGCGGUCCUCGCCCGAGACUACCGCGGUCGCGGAAAAUGGGCGGAGGGAGAGGUGAUGGAUGUGGUAGGGACCAAGCACUACCUGGUUCAGGUACAUGACCAGGUCUGGAAGCGCCACAUCGACCAGUUGCUGCAAAUCCCAAUGGCGUCUCCUCGUCAUCCGCGUCCGACUAUGCAAGAAGACGACGACGAAGGCAUCCGACGGGAAAUCGUUGUUCGUUGCCCGGAGUCGCUGUCUGCAGAGCAGGAACCGUUGUCAUCUCCCCCGGAAGCUCAACAAGAACCAGCACGCGAGCCGACGCCCGUGCGCGAAGGAGCUGCUGCUGAACAGGCCGCUGACUCGCCCAGACGUCCAGCGCCGCUAUCAACCCGACAGCCGGCGCCGGAGCCUGAAGUGGUGCUGAGGCGCUCAACCCGGACACGGGUACCAGUGAAACGCCUCAACCUGUAG
This is a messenger RNA of Amphibalanus amphitrite, 3171 nucleotides long. RefSeq lists its product as uncharacterized. The coding region runs from base 1 to 3171 and encodes 1056 amino acids. Gene Ontology annotation, molecular function: nucleic acid binding; aspartic-type endopeptidase activity. The record is from RefSeq and is a predicted model, not a curated record. The transcript has a single exon. Lineage: Eukaryota; Metazoa; Arthropoda; Thecostraca; Balanomorpha; Balanidae. Gene Ontology annotation, biological process: DNA integration; proteolysis.